Messenger RNA from Lucilia cuprina (Australian sheep blowfly), 12241 nucleotides. RefSeq lists its product as uncharacterized. The coding region runs from base 751 to 12198 and encodes 3815 amino acids. The transcript has 27 exons. The record is from RefSeq and is a predicted model, not a curated record. Lineage: Eukaryota; Metazoa; Arthropoda; Insecta; Diptera; Calliphoridae. Gene Ontology annotation, molecular function: calcium ion binding; serine-type endopeptidase activity.
UUUUCUAUUUACUUUCAGAUUCAUAUUGAACCACUCAAAAUCAUGUGAACUAAGAUAAGCUCCAAGAAAAAGUGCUUCAAUUAAGUGCAACGACAACAAGAAGAACAAAAAAAAAUUAAAUUAUAAGAAAAAAACAACAACUAUUGAGGAAUAAAUAAUGACAACAACAAUAGAGAUAAGAGCAAUUCAUACACCCACUAAAGCUACAACAAGUACAACAAGAGAAACCAGAAAAACAAAACGAAUCACUAAAAGAACAAUAAGAAUAAAAAACAAACAAUUGCAUAAAAGACUACAACAACUACAACUAGGAGAAAAACUGCUAAAUGAAACUAAAAGUAAAUCAACAGCAGCAGUUACAACAACAAGAGAAAUACUUACAUAAACAAAAACACAAAAACAAAUACAAAUUUGUGCAAUAAAAACUAUUAUAAUAACAAACGAAAUUCUUCUGUUUUGUGAAAAACAAAUUAUUAUUACGAUUUAAUACCUCUAUCUUCCUCUAUCCCGAAAAAAGAAGGUCUAUGGAAAUCCUAUUCAAAACUUUACAACUACCACCAUUACCGCCACCUUUAGCACUACCACCAUCACUACCACCACCCACAGUAGUCACUGCAGCAAGACAAGGUAAACGAAACGUCUCGUUACUAGAACAUUUUGUUGAAAGCUUUCAGUAUCCGUAUUGGCAUCCGUUUGACAUUACAAUAAUACCAUCGCCAGCAACAACAAACUGCAGCUGUUGUAGUGAUAAUGAGGAAAUUAGUCAUUUGCCUUUUAGUUUUUGGGCUCUACGCAAUACAGACAGUAGUGGGACAUAUGAACAGUGACCCUGCGCCAGGACGUUCACCAGGACCACCUGUAGAUUUCGCAAUAAACCCAAACAGAACAACAAACGACGAAGAUAUAUUAGACAAUAACACCAGCAACAACAUCAACAACAACAAUGUACAUGUAAAUAACGAACAUGUUGCUACAACUAAUGCUGCAACAGCAUAUAUACAAAGUCAACAACAGCAAAUAGAAAUUAACCACAAAAACGAUUUACAACUAAACCACAAUAACAACAACAACGAACCGGAAGUAAAGUCUAGUGAUACUGAAUCACUUAAUGACUCUUACCGACAUUUAGCAACAAACACAAAAUUCAAUGUUCAUAAUAAUGAUGAGGCCAAUAAAGGUGACAAUGAACAUCUUCAACAACAACAAAAUAAAAAUGUAAAAAAUGCUUAUGAUGAAAUAACCACUUUUCCAGUGGCCACUGAAACAUCAUCUCGUUUAGAAGAUGCAAUUAAUUUUCAAUUAACAAAUGAAAACAAUUAUCGUAGUUCUUUAGAUAAUAACCAACAGAAACAGAACAAUGAUGAAACCACAUAUAAUUAUCCAACAAAUAACGGGGAAUCAACAAUUACGCUUAAGGAGAACAAUGUCAAAGAACAAGUGGAGAUGGUGGACGAACUGGAACAGUUGACACUACAGAAAAAUAUUGAUUUACCCGCCAGCACACAUGAAAAGUUACGUCAACAUACGAAAACAAUACCCGCCAUAUCAACUCAAACACAUGCACAAUAUAAGAAUGGCAAUAUGGAAACAUCUUCAACAUCAUUGUUUUCUCCCAUGCCUGCCUCCAGCUCAUCAGUGUCAUCGUCAUCGUCAACAACAGCAUCAUCAUCAUCUUCAUCCUCCUCCACCUCCUCUUCAUCUUCCUCAACAUCGUACUCAUCUUGUCAUUCAGAUCUCAAUGAUUUUCUCAAUGAUGCUACUGUGAUUGAAGUUGAUGAUGAUGAUGAUAAUAAUAAUAAUGACAGCGUUACAAACGCCUCGAACACCUCUUCCUCCUCCCAAUCACAGUCAUUGCCACCAUUAUUGCACGGCUUUAAAAUCCAAUUGCAACUUUAUCAUGAUGUCUUUGAUGCCUCAACUGCAUUUGGCAUCAACUGCGGUUUACUGUAUAAAAUACGACUUACAACAAGUUUACCAACAUUAACGGAGCCAUUGCAAUCAUCUUACACAACGUCAGCUUCAUCAUCAGCAGUAACACCAGAAAUGCAAAAUCCAACAAUCCGCCAAUACACAGGAGAUUUUUUUGUUGAUACUGUUUCGCUUUUAAGUUCCCAAGAACGUGGUAGUUUUGUAACAAACAAUGAUAGUGGAACGAGUGAUGAUGCCAACGAUUCUAAUGGUGACGGUAGGGAUGAUGUUAGUAACGGUGGCAGCAGUAGUGAAAACUUAGGCAACAAGUUGCCAAUUUCAUGGUUCGCCACAUCUCAGCAUACGGGGAAUUGGCAAAUGAAAAACAGCGUCAAUACACCCAAACAUACAAACGCUCAAGCGUUAACAAAAAACUUAUAUAAUACUAAUGCUAUGUCUGACGAAGAAACACAAAAUGGGCAAGAAGUUGAUGGUGUUGGUGAUGACGAUGUUGCAAAGAAGGAAUCUCUUGAAGUAGAAGAAAAUGUUGACAAUAUACCAUCAAAUGGUUUUUAUAAAGCAACAAAAAAUGGCUUUAAGCUAAGACAACGACAAAAACAACAACAUGACACAAACUACAGCAACAACAACAGCAAUAAAUGGCAUUAUGUAGAUAAUGUAGCUACAUCCUCCUCCUCCUCCUCCACAUCCACAGCUACUAAGAAAAAACGCAGAAAAUCAGCCGAGAUUGAAAAUACAACAAAUAUCUGUUCAUCGGAAAAUAAAUGGCAGGGUAAAACAAAAAGCAAUACUAAUACUGCUGGCGGCAUUAGUACUGAAUCCCUGGGUUUAUGGUUGGUAAAUGAGCUUUGUGAGCAAGACGACACCAUUGAGUUUAGAGUGUUUUUUCGCUUGAAAUUCAAAACGAACAACUUGCGUAGCAACAGUAACAGUAACAGCUCGUAUUCCAGUAAUAAUGUCUGGUUAAAUGCUAGUGACAAUAUGGGUCAUCGUAGUGCCAGUGCAACAAAUGUCGAUGAAGCACAAAAAAUAGUGGUAUAUAGAAAAACUUUUCAAUUUAAAAUACGCAAAGACUGCCAUUUAAUAUUACGUGAAACUUCUAUGGGUACUUUGGACUAUACCAUUCUGCCUUUAUACUGCAUAGAUUGUACAGUACAUUUUCCCUCCUAUAAACAUCUCAACAAUAAAAACGAGGCCUCCGAACCCAAUCAACCACCACCAGGCAUGCUCGUAGAGCUACAACGACUCAAUGUACCCUGUGCCAGUGGAGGUUAUGUACGCUUUAGCGAUCAUAAGGUAUUAUGUGGCAAACUCGAAGAAUUAGAGGCCACCGAUCGUGUCUAUCAUUUUAAUGUUGAGGAUGAUGAGGCCUCCGUGCAAUUCUAUAGGAAUCCUAUGUUUAGCUUAAGUUAUAAAUUAGUCGAUUAUUGUUAUAAUGUAAAUACAAGUAAUGGAAGUGGUGAAUUUUAUAUACGACCAAGUAUGAAAGACACCUUAGAGUGUUACUUUCGUAUACAUCUGCCAUAUGGGAAUCGUGUACUGCUGCGUAUGGUGACCAAUAAUGACAGCGAUAUUUUGCCCAUGCCGACCUUAAUGUCGGAUAUUGGUGUGGGCGAUGCUGUACAGGAGGAGGAAUUGUAUACGAUCUUUACGAGUCAGGGGACUACAGUAGAUGCACAAGUGAUAAAUUUAACUGUAAAUAGUGGUAAUAAUUUUGGUGCUUAUUCUUCGUUUUCGUCGUCAUUAAUGCCAUUUUAUAAACUGCCCGAUAUGAAUGCAACAAAUAAUCGUAAGUUAUUGGGGGAGCAUAAAGCUUUUGCUAGUCUAGGCUUGGAUUCUUUUGGAUUUUUGGCAGCCACUAAGGCUAAUCUGCAAAUGGCCUUUUCGGGCACGGCCAAUUGUGUAGGUGUAGUGAUAAAGGUGUUUGAAAAUGAUCAUUCCAAGUGGUCACAUUGUGUCAAUAAUACCAAACAUAUGCGUGGCUUUAUUUUGGAAUCCUCUAGUAAUACCUUAAGUGUACAUCUUUUUCGUGCUGGCUCAACUAGUAAAGAGCAUAACCGAGAGGAGAGUAGAACGUUGUCAGAACAGCAAAUAAAUAGACCUUUAAUGCCCGCUAUUUAUUUGUCUUAUCAAGCAAGACCAUUAACUAAUAUUGUCUCAAAUUGUGCCUUCGGUUGGAUUGCUAUGGAGCAAUUUUGCAUAGCAGCCAUUGAACUCUCCAUGAACUGGCAUGAGGCCGAGAAACAUUGCUCCAAAUUGGGAGGUCAUUUGGUAUCGGUGCGUAAUGAGCAACAGCAACAGACCAUCAACGAGUUGUUGCUUAAUAGUCCCGGUUAUACCGAUCAAAAUGCCUAUUGGGUUGGUGGUUCGGAUAAAAGUUAUGAGGGUGACUUUCGCUGGAGUGAUGGUUUAAUAUUUCAAUAUACCAAUUGGUUUCCGGGCUGGUCUCAACAUGGUCAUUAUAAUAAACAACCCAACGAUGAUGGUCUUAGUAGUCAGGAUUGUAUAGAGCUGAGACGUUACUUUCGUACACCACCCGGUGUGCAAAGCAGUCGUAGUCCUUUAACCAACAAAUACAUGUGGAACGAUAGAGACUGUAGUGCCAAUAACUUUUUAAUCUGUGAAAGAGCCAUGAGUGAUGAUUCCUUGAGACGCAAUUGGAUUAACGAUUGCAAUAAAACAGUGUCAUUGAGUAAAGAACAUCCAAGAGCUUCCAUAUGGAGUCCCUCAUUUCCCCGCCAAUAUCCCGAUAAUGCAAAUUGUUUUACAACAAUUACAGCACCAGCGGGUUAUCGUAUAGUCAUCGAAUUUGAAGAACUUGUCAUAGAAAAUGAACAAGGUUGUACUUAUGAUUAUCUAGAGAUUACCGAACCCAAACAUUCAGAAUCUCUUAGAACGUCUACAAAAUCGACAUCUUCCAAAUAUCGUUAUGCCCCAAGUAUCGAUAGCAAUAUACAGAACAGUCUUAAUCUUAAUCUUAAAUUUAACUAUAAUAAUCCUAAUUUAAGAACGUUUCGUAAGCGCAGCUCUUAUGAUUCUACGUCCUCAACAUCCUCAGCAAAUAGUUUAAGAUAUUUGCCCAAUUCGGCAAUGACUGCUGAUCAUGUCUAUGCACCCCAAAAUACUGACUACAACGGCUAUGAUUUGGCUCAAAAUAACUAUCAAAAACUAUUACAAAUCUAUUCCAGUCUUUAUAGUCCACGUAAUAAUUUCAUUAUACAAACUCCAGAUUAUCCCAAAGGAAAUCCUUAUUUGCAACAUCCAUCCACUACUUCAAAUAGUCAUAAUCAUCAUAGCAAUAACAAUAACAACAAUAAAGCUAAUCAAGAAGUCUUACCCAAACGUUUGUGUGGAGAUUGGAGCACAAAACUGAAAUUAUUGCGUUAUGUUUCUACAGGCUCCUAUUUGGGUUUACAUUUUGUUUCCGAUUACUCUCAUCAUUUUGGCGGUUAUAAGGCUAAAACCUAUAUGGAAAAUAGAAGUCAUUCGUUUAGUGCUGCAUCUGAAUGCUCGAAUGAACGUUUGAAACCCUAUAAUGGUUCAUGUUAUCUAUUCGUUUCAUAUCCGGAAGUAGAUUGGUGGACAGCACAACAAGUGUGUCGGGGUAUGGGAGCUAAAUUGACAUCAGUAUCAUCGGCUGAUGAGCACAGAUUUAUAACCUCCAAUAUCCGUAAUCAAAUUGACUAUUCGCCACAAUUGAUUUAUUGGCUGGGGGCUGAAUUGGAAAAGAAUGGUCAAUUCGAAUGGACAGAUGACUCUAAAAUGAGCUUUCAGGGUUGGCUACCUGGUCAGGGUCAAUUUGAUGCAAUGCCCUCUGAUGCCACUUGCUUGGGUUUGCAAUGGAAAAUGUCGCCCACUCCAAUGCUACCAUCUGGUCUUUAUUGGCAAUCGCAAAAGUGCAAUAAAGUUGGUGGUUACGUGUGUAAGAAACCAAAGGAAUCAUUUGGUAAUUUUGCUUUUAGUAAUUUUACGGUAACAGGAACGGAAGGACGUCUUGUUUCGCCAGCAUACCCAAAUACGUAUCCGUUAAACAUUGACUAUUGGAUACAUAUUAAAGCAGCCGAGCGUACAAGGAUCAUUGUACAAUUUCAAAAAAUCGAUUUGGAGCCACAAGAUGAAUGUCUUUAUGACUUUAUAAGUAUACAGGAUUAUGAUAUUGUAUCGAAAAUAAUCCUAGAACCUGGCACAAAUACAGUACCAAUGGCAAUGUUGAUGUCAGAUGAACAAUUUACAGCUUAUGAAAAUGAUAACGAUAACGGCAUUGGAGAUGUUGAUGGCGGUGAUGGUGUUGUUGACGAUGAUAAUAAUCAGGAUGUUGACAAUAAUGGUGGUGACAAUGGUGGCAAUAAUGAUGCUACUGCUGAUGAUAAUGAUAAUAGUAGUAGUAGUGAUGAUGAUGCAGAUGACAGUGAUGACAAUGGUGCUAACGAUAACGAAACAACAACUUUUAACAAAAGAACUAAGAAGACGAAUAACCCUAAGUUGCAACUACAACAUCUUCAUCAACAACAGCAACAGCAGCCCCAUGUAAGAAUGCGUCGAAGUCUUUCAGUCACCUACAAGGCCAGACAAAGACGCAAACUUAUUGAAAGACAAACUCAAAGUAACAGUAAAAGUAAAAGUCAAAAUCGUAAGAGAAGGAGAAAAAGAAACCACACUGCCAAAUUACAACAAGACACACAAAAUUUUCAUCAUUUAGCAGCAAUGCAUCACAAAGAUGAAACGGUGGACACUGAACCGAAUUUACAAAAACGUAAUAAAAAUAAAUAUAAUAAGAACACAAGGUCGCAUCAUGAUAGCAACAAUAAUUAUGGUAAAAUACAACAUCAACAACAACAACACAUUAAACACAGACAGACGCCAAGGAAACAUCAACGUAAUAAGGACGUUGUGACAAGAGAAAAUCAACAUGGCAGUUCAUCCUGUAUUAAUGAAAAUCCCAAAAGAUGUAGACGAAAAAAGUCCGCAACGGAUAUUGAAAAUUUAAGAACAAAUAAAGCUUUAGUUAAGCUGCCAGCAAAUAUAGCACGUUAUCGUCGUAGCACAAUAUUAAGUGACAAUUCUCUACCUGCCUCCGAUAAUGCCCAGUCAUUUUUGCCCUAUGUACGUUGGUGUGGUUCGCACGAAUCGAAUAUGUCUAAAUUUGAUUUUGUUUCACGUUCCAAUGAGGUUAUGUUAAACUUUCACAGCGACUACUCGAUAACGGGUCUGGGGUUUGCUGCAGUGUGGAAGGCUAUUGAUGUUUCCGGUUGUCCUUUACGCACACUUACCUCCCGGGAAGGCACUAUUUUUUCGCCUAAUUACCCACAUUUUUUGCUCAAUAAUUUAAAUUGUGCUUAUGUGAUUCAGGCUCCGGUGGGCAAACGUGUCUGGCUGGAGUUUAUUGAAUAUGACUUCCAAUCGGACGCUUUGUUGGAGGUGGAUAUUGGUAAUGGUGUGUUUAGGCCAUUUCGUUUGUCGGAUCAUUUAAACGAUGGCAUGUUUGUGAGUUUAAGGGAACAGUUGAAGGUGCAAUUUCGAACGGGUCAACAUCCGAGAGGCAAAGGUUUCCAGGCUAUUUAUCAUACAGUUGCACAAAUGGAAAGACGUGAACGUAUCAUCAACUUGACCAGCAAUGACACUGGUUAUCUAUAUCAAUUGAACUAUCCGCAUGAUAUGGCUGAAAAUGUUGACUAUACACAACAUUUGGUGGCACCAUUCGGUCAUAAUAUUCUGCUAGAGUUGCAUGGUGUGGAAUUUACUGAGAAUGGUUGCCAGGAUAAUAAUUUGCUUGAGAUCUAUGAUAAUUAUGCCGACAAUAAUGGCACCAAAUGGCAACUAUGCAAAUUUCAAAAUGCUAAUUUUCAUACUGGCAGUCCUCUCGAUGACAACUACUUAACCACAAAUAUAUACGGACAACAUCCGGGGGAAUAUUUUCCAGAUUCAAACGAUAAUAAUAUGAAAACAACAUUGCCCGUAACAUUCAACGGAAAUAUGGAGACAUCAUCAGCAACAACAGUUGCUGAAUUUCUUCUACGUCAACAUCAACAACACCAGCAACAGUAUAGUAUACCAGUACCGGCGUCACCACCUCCCGUCUACAUAACAUCAUAUUUAAAUACGUUGUAUAUACGUCAGCGUACCACUGCCAAAUCCAUUGCCAAUCUUAAUUGUUCCAUAAGCUUACAGUGGGAUAAUAAUUACAAAAUAAAAUUAGCAUCUGGGGAUAAAAGUGUCGAAUCGUGUCAACCGAAUCCUUGUCAGUACAAUGGUAAAUGUGUGGUUAACAAUCGUACCAGCUACUGUCAGUGCCUGGGACAUUAUACAGGAAGAUUUUGUGGUUUAAAUUUGUGUGAAUUGGAACCCUGCGUCUUUGGUAAAUGUGAAUUAACUACGAAUAAUUUUAAGUGCCAGUGUCAACCUGGUUAUAUGGGUACGACAUGUGAACAAAAACAAAGACCUUGUGCUGACAAUCCUUGUGAGGGACGUGGUAUUUGUAUAGAGAAAAAUGGUGGUUUCUUUUGUCGUUGCUAUGCUUGGUGGGAGGGCCACCGCUGUGAAAAACGUAUGCUUCACAUACCUUACAAACCUUUAUCGGAGCGUAUGCUGCAGGAACCCUUUUGGUUGGGUCUAAUUACUGUAUUUGUGGUUUUAGCUGUUAUAGGUUUGGUUUGGUGUGCGAAGCGACAUUUUCCAGAGAAAAUCGAAAAACUAUUGGCUGAAGAAGCUGAUCGUAAUAGGCCACCUGGUUCUAUACAUGGACAUCAUCAUCACACAUCAUUGCGUGAACAAUUGCAAUUUACAACUGCCAUACCACAAACGACCGUUAAUAAUGCACCGGGUGCACCUCGUUCCAUAUUCAACAGAUUGGGUAUAAGAAAACCAUCAUUAUUGAGCCUCAGCAGCCCCAAUCCAGUACCUGGAGGGGGAGGGGCAGCAGCGCGUACAUUUUCUCUUGACGAUCUGUUACGACCGCCUCCCCGACGUUCACCCUCACCUCGCAAAAAACGCAACAAUUCUACACCGGUUAAGAAAAAUGCCGCCGAAAAGAAACAAAUUCUACAGCAAUUAGUUUCACCAGCCGCCCAACAGGCCAAGCCUAAAGUAAGUUUAGGAGAAUUGAUUUCAAUGUCGGAGAAUCGUUUGAGAGCCAGUAAUGUGGAUUCGGAAAGUGAUCUUAAGGAAACCACAUUUUCGGAAAAUACCGGCUCUUUAACAUCAGCCACAGUGGAGAGAGCGAUUAAUGAUCCAAAACUCGAAAAGAAGGUGACAUUUGCUCGUUUGCUGAAUAAAGUUUCAGCUGAAAUGAGUUCUGGUUCCGAGGUAGAUAUAGGAACAAUGGCGGCAACUCGUAAUUCUAGUGCUCUUAGCCUGCCAACUGACAUACAAAUGCGAGCAAGCUCCAUGCCACCAUCACCCUGCACGAACGAUAUGCGUUCACCACACAGCACAUCAUCUACGCACGGCAGUGAUUCAUUUUCAAGUUCCGAUCUGGCACUAACCGAUUUUGGUCUGCGUUCAAUACAAACCAGUGGAAGUGAAAUGGGCAGUACAACUAAUAAUCAACUAAGCGGUUUGCCAACGGGCAUGCCUGCACGCUGUCGCAUCGGUUCGCCGGCGCGUCCUAAAGUUUCUAGUGCCGACUCAAUACUCGCCAUGUUUCGUAAUUUUGCCAAUGCAGCUGGCAAUGCAUCGAAUACAACAACUAAUACAAUGCCAUCAACGACUUCGGUCUUUGUUUCGCCCUCAACAACGCCCACCGUCUCGAGUCCACAGGAUGAUGCACCCGGUGAUGAUGAGUCAUCUACAUCCUCUAUGCAUACACCGGUUAGUUUCUCUAGUGGUGCUCCCGAUUCACCGGUGUUCUAUCGUCAAACCACCAUCGAAGUGCCUGUAUUAGAUGUUCUAAAUGCGCACAAAACAUCGACGACCUCAACGUCGUCAUCAUCAUCGUCGAAUCUUUUGCACCCACCGACAAUAUUGCUUGAAAUACCGAGCAUUAACAAUAAGUGUCUUUCCCCCAUACGAGAGAUGCCAACGCCAAUACCAUCGCCGGCCCUAACACCGAUAAUGACGAGACCUCAACGCUCGAAUAGUCCCAUAUUUCAGGAAGAUCCCUCAUCCGGUGGAGACUUUAGUGAUGAUGACGAUAAGAGUGAUCGUAGUGAUACUCAGUUAUCGGAAAAACUAAGAAUUGGUCUGCAACGUGAAAAAUCCCGUCUACUCGAUACGGAUGUGGAGACAACACCAACCGAUACCACCACAACAUCGAUUGCGAACUUAAAUAAGCCAAUUGGUGGCCUCAAUUAUAAAAUACCCAAAUUGAGUUUUACACCCGCCAUAGCCACAGCUGCACCCAUGCAAACACCCGCCAUUACCAUAGAUAUAGAACCGCCCACGCCAGAGGAAAAACAAGCCAGACCCAGAGAUUUAAUUAUACCCACAUUGACCGUAGAACAACCCAGUCCCACGAAGAAUCGUCAUCCAAUGAUUAUAUUUCCAGGAUCACCACCACCACAACGAGCCAGCAUAGGUGAAACCAGUUUUAUGUUUCCAAAUAAACAACAACAAAAAAGGCUCUUAAAACAAUUUGAGAAACCCACUUCUUUGGAUUUCCCUUUUGCACCGCCUACAAUAACGGUAACAGCGAAUAUGAGCGAAUUGGAAUCGGACACAGAACCACUGUCCCCAGCUCCGAAAACUGGUGUCAGUGGGGGUUUAAUGCCUCCCAAUCCGGUGGGCAUGUGUUACCUAAGUCCGUUUACCAUGUGUACUCGAGCAGAUCGUACAAUAUCCGAGAGUAAUCUAAGCUCAUCGGGUUACUCGAGCAUGGCUAGUCCGGGACCAAGCCGUUGUGGCUCUAGUAAUCCUUUAUACCCCAAUGAAAUGGAUGAACCGGGCAGUGGUCACACGGGACCGGGACUCUCUUUACAUGUUAAUUUGCUGAAUAGACGUAAAUCAUCUAUGCUGCCCAGCUGCAAAGAGAACAUCAGCAAUGGCAAGUGUACGGGUUCUGCGACAGGUGCCAAUACUGAUCGACUGCAUACGCAUCGUCCUCGUUCUGAUUCGGAAACUUUUUCCGAUGAUAUACUCAUAGAAUCCAAUGACGAGGGCAUAGGCACAGAUCAUGUUGACGAAAAAUUGGAUGACACCCGUUUAAGUUCGCGUCGCUUCGAUAUGUUCCUCGACGAUGAGAUACUAAUCGAAGUUGAUGAACCGCCUUCAACGACCCUGCCCCCUACAUCAGUGCCACUGCUAGGUGGCAACAACUUACUUAGCACCAAUUGUGGCCCUCAAAUGGCACAACUACAACUGCCUUCUAUUGUGAUACAAAUCGAUGGUUGCGGUGAUAAGACCCUAUCACCCGUAUCCUCGCGCUCCGAAAGUCCUCUAAGUGAGCGAGCCGGCAUAGGACGUUUCUCGCCUCACUUCUAUGGACGCAAAGAUCAACUGCCAUUCACGGACUCCGAUGGUCUGUAUGAUUUUCCAUCGUCCGAUGGCAAAGGCACCUCAGUGCAUACGUUUUCGCAUCAACGACGCAGUAGCAGUAAGAAACGUGAACGUAAAUCCUCCAAGUGCUCGUCGACUCAGUCGCCGACGAAACAACAAUUGGAUUUGCCCUCCAAAGAGUCGUUGAACACUUCGUCCACGCCCAGUAGUAUAACACAUAUUUGCAACAAGCAUUGCCAUUCACAUCACCAUCCAUGCCCUGCCGUCACGGUCACUACGCGUAAGAGUCCCAAAAGACGUUUGCUCAAUCGCCAUCCGGUGGCGAGUAGUUCUUCGUCAUCGGAAAGUUUAAAUUCAGCCAAGGAGUUGACUGUGAGACCUUUACCUAGGCGACUUAAUUCGCCCAAUCGUGAGAAGAGACCACGUAAACAAGAGAGUUUAAGUGAGGAUGAGGUGGCUGAUUCUAUUUUAAGGCGCAUUUCACCCAGUAUUGUUAAGACGGAAGAUGAAACGGUCAGACCUAAGUGUAAAAUUAAUCGUUUAAGAGCUAUAGGAAAUCAAAUAAGAUUUCUACGACGCUUAGAAAAAUCCAUAAAAACCCGCGAACGUAUUGCCUCACCCUCUGACAGUUGUCCCGAAGAAAAUACCGAUGACAUGGAUUCACCACAGGCCUCAUCACCGCUACUGCAACCAACUUCACCCAGUAAAACACGUUUGGCAUUGUGUCGACAAAAACGUCUUCCUAGUGGGACAUAUGGUAUAACAGCGGCAGCACUCAAUUCCAGCAAUUGGAAGGGCAUGGAUCGUAGUCUGAUUGGAGAUGACUUAAAUAGUGAUUAAGUUUAAGAAAGACACACACAAAACGGAAAACUAAAGUAAUGUU